AGCUAGAAAGUUAUUUCUCUUUUGGGCAUCUCGACGAUCGGACUUUGUUUACUUUAGUCGCAGAAUGAGAAUCCGUAGCAAUCCCCUGCCCCGCCGGCUAGUAGAUGUCUUGUGCUACCUGAUAAUUGGAAUCUUUUUGCCGGUAGUGUUCCUAUUCGAGAUCGCGGUGGUGCUGCCUGCCUUUCAUGAACCCGGUGGAUUCUUUCAUACUUUCACAUUCCUGAUGGCCAUGUUUCUGGUGUUUAAUAUUAAGGGAAAUAUGAUUGCCUGCAUGAUGAUCAAUACUAGUGUGGAUGCAAAAAAGGUGGGGCCAGAGCCGGAUGACAAAAGUUGGCGGGAAUGCACCGAGUGCCAGAGACCUGCUCCACCCAGAUCAUGGCACUGCAAAAUCUGCAAGGUUUGCAUACUAAAGCGGGAUCACCACUGCAUCUAUACCGGCUGCUGCAUUGGGCUCAAGAACCAUCGCUUCUUCAUGGGCUUCAUUUUCUAUCUGUUCGUGGGAUCCGUUUAUGCCCUAGUUUACAACUCCAUAUACAUGUGGAUCAUCCAGGGCCACAUCUACAGCAACUGGCUGACUCUCCUCAAGCUAGCCUGCCCCAUGUUGCUCUUAGUGACGGGAGGGUUUUGGAGCAACAUGUACCUACUGUUCUACAGCUUAAAUGUUCUGGCCCUGGCCUACGGUGUCUUGCUCUUGGGUUACCAUGUGCCCAUCGUUUUAAGGGGAGGAGUUUCUGCCGAUCGCACUCAGGAGAGCAAGCGACGGUACGACAAAGGAGUACGCCAGAAUCUGAGAAGUGUUUUUGGAGACCGCAUGCAUAUAGCGUGGCUGUCACCACUAAUUCGCAGCGAUCUACCCGAUGACGGAUAUCACUGGAGUCCCUCUAGUUCUCACGAAAAGACAGAGUCUGAUUAGUUUUUAAAUGAUAUAAUGUGCCAUCUGUAGUUCCUACCUGGGAAGCCCGUAGAUAAGCACUGUGACUUUUGACACUUCUGGCUGCACAUACGUUAAUCGUACGGUG
Drosophila eugracilis is the source of this 1019-nucleotide messenger RNA. Its product is annotated as probable palmitoyltransferase ZDHHC24. Bases 65 to 913 code for a protein of 282 amino acids. Gene Ontology annotation, cellular component: Golgi apparatus; endoplasmic reticulum. The record is from RefSeq and is a predicted model, not a curated record. Gene Ontology annotation, molecular function: protein-cysteine S-palmitoyltransferase activity. Gene Ontology annotation, biological process: peptidyl-L-cysteine S-palmitoylation; protein targeting to membrane. The transcript has 2 exons. NCBI's taxonomy places the organism in Eukaryota, Metazoa, Arthropoda, Insecta, Diptera, Drosophilidae.